UUAACUGGUUCCUUCAUUCACUGAUAAUAAAAACAUCGUGAUUCGAUUUGUUUUUUUUAGCUUUAUUAAAAUAAUUUUAUAAAACGUAACUUGAUUCGUUAUUGAAAUGAUAGAACAGCAGAGACAAAGAAUUGAACAGGAAAUUACCAAAGUGGUUGAUGACACUGACAAAGAAUAUUUAAGAAAAAUGCAGGUUGAAAUGCAUCGGUGUGCCGCUAAAUGCUGCGAAGAUCAAAAUUCUAGUGUAGAUGUUGUACAACGUUGCGUGGAACGUUGUACAACACCAGUUACUCGAGCUCAAAGGUUCGUGCAAAAUGAAUUAGAAUCUUAUCAACAAAGGUUGCAAAGAUGUGUCAUGCAAUGUAAUGAUGAUAUCAGAGCCGAAAUGUCACCCAAUCCAAAUGAAACAGAAGUUGCAAGAUAUACAGAUAAAUUCGAAAGAUGUGCAAUUAAAUGUGUAGAUAAGCAUUUAGGCCAAAUACCUCAAUUAAUGAAAACUAUAAGGUCAGUACUGUCAAAGGGUGUUAAUAAUAUUCCAGAAGUGUAAAAACAAAAUUACUUUGAUUUCUGCUUAAUAAGUGUUUUAGUUUUUUAGAAAUGUUUUACUUACAUAAUUUAACCUCUUUUUAAAAAUUCAUUGAAAUAAACACUGUUAUUAA
Messenger RNA from Condylostylus longicornis, 659 nucleotides. Its product is annotated as protein FAM136A. Lineage: Eukaryota; Metazoa; Arthropoda; Insecta; Diptera; Dolichopodidae. The transcript is spliced from 3 exons. Gene Ontology annotation, cellular component: cytoplasm. The record is from RefSeq and is a predicted model, not a curated record. Bases 107 to 547 code for a protein of 146 amino acids.